GCAACAUUAAUGACAUUAUACUUCUAUGUGAAUUAUUCCAUGACGACCAUGGCCAUGCGUGUCUUCUGGGAUAGAAAUAAUUUAACCACGAUUUUGAGCAGAAUAAAAUAGUGUUUUAUUAAUUAGAACGACUUUAUAUAUUUCAAAGUAGCGUCUCUAGCGUACUCCCUAAUAUUGACUGGACAACUAAAACUACCACAACUGUACCGUAACGUUAAGCCAAUAUGUAUGUAGCCUAGUUUUCUUAAGUCUUUGGUGCUUUUUUUAUGGCAGCGUUCCACUUGUCAAUAUCAACAAGGAUGCAAUAUGGCUAACAUUUUCCCAACGGUGAGUCAAUAUUUAUUUUACCCACUGGAAAUGUACUGACACUUGUCAGUAUUAAUACUAUCAUUUGGUUUUAGUAGUAUGUUCAAGACAAUACUGGCAAUGACAAUACUGACAAUAGUGACAAUAGGUUAGAAAAAUAGAAUAGUAGAAUAGUGCGUCAAUUUACGUUUUCCGAGACAGGGAUUUUUUACAUUUCAAACUAUUGUUGUUGAUUUGUAACUAUAUUAAGUAUACUAAAUCCAAAUUAAUGCUAAAAUGGGAUUUUAAGUUCUCUAGCUUUUUGUCUCUGUAUAAAAGUGUUGUUUUUUUUAAUUUAGUAAAUAGUAUAAUUAAUAGGGACGUUAAAAGUAAAAAAACAAAAAAACAACUAAUUUUAAUUAAUAAUUACAAAAUAACAAAUGAGGCAUACAAAACAGAUUAUUAAUGUUUUUUAAUUUUUUUUUUAAUUUUUAGGCCAAUGAUUGUUCUUCUAGAAUUCAGACAGUGUCAGUGUUAUACUAAUAUAAUUAAUUCAAAUAAAAAUUUAUAAAAAAAUAAACUUUAUUUAGUUUAGGUAUUUAGUAUUUAGCUUACUAGUAAACCGUUGAUUGAGUGCGUUGUCUGUCGACAGUCAGUGUCAGUGACUAUGAUUACACUUAAACUGACCGACGGCUGUGUUUACUGUUAAGUCAUGUAGUGGUCACUUCAGACAGAAAGUUUAGAAAGGUACUGAGGAGGUUUUACCAGUACUAAUACUGGUGACUAUUUUCGUUUGACUUUGGAUUGAAUGAGUCUUGAGUGAUAUUCAGUAUGAGUCAUGUCAGGGCCGACUUAAGAAUUAAGAGCAACAAUUGAGGGGAGUGGGGCUGAGUAAAGUAAUGCACCAAUGCCCCCCUGGUCCAAUCUAACCUAUUCAAAUAAUGUUAGAAAAUCUGUUUAGGUCUAGGUUGGCUCAUCAUGUGUUAUGACCAGUGUUCUUUCACAAAGACAAUUUCAUUUUUAAAAAAAAAAGGUUGUGGUUGGGGGGGGGGGGGGGGUUUUUGACUUUUGGGGGGGGGUAAGGGGCAAAAAAAAGGGGGGGGGGGGGGCUUUUGACUUUUGUAAGGGGGUUAAGGGCAUAUAAAUAUAAGCUCCAACAUUUUUAAUUUAAUGUCAUCAAGUUCCAGCUCUGAUUGACUCCCUCUCCCCUUUCAAUCCAUAAACAAAGUCAUAGAUUCAUUUCAGUUGAGGCACCCCUUUAUGCCUUUGGUCACAGUUUAGUUUCACCCCUGGAAUCUAUACAGUCAAAAUAUAUAGUCUAUAUAUACCAAACUAAAAGAAAUACAUACGUUUGUAAAUAAAUUAUUUGAAUUGGUAACAACCGGUACUUUUUUUUUUAAGAUGGGAACGUGUCGGUAUUAUCACUUUGAAAGGGGAUGGAGCAGAAAUGAAGGGUGCCAAAGCCUCCUUAUAUUAAUAGGAGAUGGGGUUGGGGGAAGGGCUCAUUGAGCCAUGCCCCAAAAAUGUUUAGAUGCAUUCUAAUAUCCCCAAUACUCCUGGAUUUUUAUUUAAAUAGACACAUUUUUCUUAAACUAGUAACCCAAAAAAUGGAAUUUAUUUGAAAAUUGAAAAACUUGUUCACUAAAAUUUGGGAAAUAUGCUUCUCAUGGCACUUUUAAAGCAAAUUAAACUUCAUAAAGAUCUUAAAAUACUCAUUAACAAUAUGGGCAACUUAGAAGAGUGAGUUUCCCUAGCUAGAAGCAUUAGACCCACAAGAAGCAUUAGACCCAGUAGAAGCAUGAAGCCCUGGGGCAACUUGCUAGAGUGCCCUUGCCUUAAGAGGCCACUGAGUAAUCUACAUCUAGCUACGCCUACAAAACAAAAUUAUUGAAUUUGAUUUUGAUUACUCAAUUAUACAUAUAGGUUGAAAACGAUAAUCAAUCUGAUUCAUAGUCAGGUUUUUUCAGGUUUUCCAAUACUUUGUUUCGCUCAUUUCCUGAUUCAUAGUCAUACCAAAUAGGAUUAGGACCAGUCGAGUGGUUAAUAAUAUGAAUAAUUAACAUCAGUCAUCAGUUUUGUGUAAGCUAAUGACUACAAUAUAAAUGAGAUACAGUAGAUAUAGCCUACUAACUAAGACAAAUAUGCAAUUUUAUGAUAUAUCAUCACUCAUUCACUGAUGAACAGGGGCAGGAGUAAAUAUUUUAUUAUCUGAAGUGGAUGGAAAUAUAAAUGAUGAAUUGCUAAUUAAAUAUAUUUAUAGGCCCCAACAAUAGUAACAAAUAAUAGUCAACAUGUACUAAUGUUGCUUAAAACUGAAUGUUUUUGAACCAGUUAUAUUAAUUGCUAAUUUUAGGCCAAGGUUGUAAAAAAUAAAGGUAAAUAAUAAAUUUUUGGGAUUGGAACUAAUACAUACUUAGCAGACGUAUACUAAAUAGGCUACUUAUCCUAAUGAUCUAGCAUUUACAUUUAUUUAGAAAUAGCAUACUUAUCCCUUAAUUAGUUAGCAGAAGGUGAGUAGCAUGUGUUUAAUUUUGUGGAGGAGGCACCAAGCUAUCCAUGUUUUUAUUGAUAAUAUUUAGGGUGGUGGGCAUCCAGUCAAAUAGUGGAAUAACAAUUCAGUAAUUGUAAUAGACUCUUGGAACUUCUUUAAAUUUAAGAGGUGUGCUUAACCUAAAUGCUUCAAAUGGUGGUAACAUAAAGCUAAUCCCCUAAGGCCCUUUUAAGCAAUGUUAAACAUGUCUAAUAUUGAUCAGAAGAAAAUUAAAUAACUGUUCUUGGGUGGGACCAGGGGUCGGCAACCUUUUUUGUGUUAAGAGAAAGCCAUUGUUAUAAAUAACUGGCAGCCAUACAUCAUUAAAGAUAAGUAAAAAAAAAAGCCACAUCUUUCCUAAACCGUGGGCUGUUGACCUCUGGGUUAGACAAAUAAAUAUAUUUAAUAAUUUUGAAAAAAUAAUCAACUGAAUCAAGGGCUCUAAGUGAUAAUUAUGAAUUAUUUGGGAACAAAUAGUAUUGGGUCACAAUAUUUGUCUGAAAUUGUGAGAAUUCAAAUAAAAGAUCUGAGGCAGUGUAAAGGGUAAAGAAAGAUCUGAAGGAGUGUAAAGGGUAAAAAAAGAUCUGAAGGAGUGUAAAGGGUAAAGAAAGAUCUGAAGGAGUGUAAAGGGUAAAGAAAGAUCUGAAGGAGUGUAAAGGGUAAAAAAAGAUCUGAAGGAGUGUAAAGGGUAAAGAAAGAUCUGAAGGAGUGUAAAGGGUAAAGAAAGAUCUGAAGGAGUGUAAAAGGAGAAAGUUUAAACAAAAAAAAUUAAUAUAUCAAUUUGUGUAAUUUUUUGCUACAGAAUUAGAUUCAAAAGAAAAAGAUUACUAACGUUAUUUAACUUUUAAUGUUUGACAUAAGAAAAAAAUUACUGGAUGCAUUUAUCGGAAUAUUAAAAAUGGUUGAAUUAUUUCUCAUUAUUCCAUCUAUUGUAGAAACAAUGAGUACCAGCAGUCUGGGACUUCCGUCUUACAGAAGUGCUGGGACUUCAUCCAGCUGCAGUAAUGAAAAUCCAUUUUCUUUCUCGCAAUCCAUGGAAGGCUAUGAUUUUGAGUUUGUUCCCCCAGUAGAACAACGGUACGAAUGUCCCAUAUGUUUACUCAUACUCAGAGAGCCCAGGCAGACCAAGUGUGGACACAGAUUCUGCAGGGACUGCAUAUUUCGAUGGCUGCGGUAAGAAUUUUAUGUUGAGCGUGCAAUAGAGCUUUCACCUCUGAUAGAGUUAGUUUGCUUAAAUAUUUGUGCUUUAUUUAAAUCAAGACAAAAUAUUGAAAACUUUUAUUCUUCUUAUAUUAGCUUUGAAAACAGUGUGUCUGCUGAAAGAUGAUAAGACUCUGAUUGGGUACUAAGUUAUUCCCUGGUACAUAACAGUGUUACAUGGGAGAAAAUGAUUGGUCAACACUUUGACUGAAUGACAGCACUCACGACCCAUAUUCCCCCAAAUCUUUUUUAUGACUGCUGGAUACUUAAUGGAUGGUGAAAACUAAAAUAAUUUAUUGUUUCUUCAAGUUUAAUUUUUUAACUUGUAGGAAAUUGUAUUUUCCACAAUGUAACAAACCUCCCGCGGUAGGUAAGUCAACUGCAGAGAUGUUUGAUAGGCUCUCUAUGUUGUCUAGGUGAAGAACUCUGUCUAUUGAAACUCUAGGGUAUUACCUCGCCUUAUUCUAUUGCCCACACUUGAUACCAACAAGAAGAACAAUGCUCAAUGAAUAUAAGGAUAACACUUCUUGAUUGACAUGAUCAUAUCAUAGCAGCUACUAGUCCAUAAAGCUGUAAUAUAAAAAUUCUACACCACACAUAACACAGAUAAAAUAAAUUCAGAAAGGAAUAUUUAAAUUAUUUACUAUUAUAUGUCAUAUUCAUAUAUGUUACCAGAGACUCAUGCACACGCUGUCCUGUGGACAAUGAACCUCUCGUAGAGAAUGAUGUGUUCCCUGACAAUUUUGCCAAAAGGGAGAUUCUUAACUUUAACAUCAGAUGUCCCAACAAGAAGGAUGGCUGUGAUAAAAUCAUUGCACUUGGCAAACUGCAGGUUUGUUUUAAAAAAUGAGAAGGACCUUGAUAUUUUUUGUCUUAUUUUUAAAAAAAAAUGUCAAGCUAGGAAAAAAUAAUAAUACUCAUUAAGGUUACUCAAAUGAUGUAUGCAUGAUAUUUGAUCUCAUUCCUCCGGAUAGAUACAUUAUAUUCUUAAGUUUGCUUCGUUGCCAUUCUUAAAAUAAUUUUUUUUUCCCACGUUUAAUUUCUUUCUUUAUUUUAUGAUGAAUGUAGUUUUUUAAUUUCCAAUGGUAAUGCUCCUUAAAUGAAGAGAAAAAAACAAAAACUUUUUAUGAAAUGGGUUGAUUGGUCUAAACUUACAUAUCGAUAUAACUGGGGAUGGGUCAGUUACAGAAUAAGACUUGUACAGCCUAUCAUCCCAUGGGAGAACUCACACAACUCACACACACUUCCCCCAAAAUUUGAGGCCACCAAGCUUUUUUUUAUCACUCCAAUUUUUUAUUACUGUCGAAAAUAUUUAAUUAUCAUUACAUGCGCCAUCAACCAUCAAACGAUAACAUUUUAUUUUAACCAGCCAUACUCUCGUUUAUUGUAGAUUUUUAAACAAUGAUUAUUAUCAAAAAUGAUGUUUCUCAACAGGUUCAUCUAGAGGUAUGUCCCCAUGCUCUGGUACCUUGUCCGUUCAAGUGCGCUUCAAUUCUACACCGCUGUGACCUAGAUGAGCAUAUGGAGAAACAGUGUGAAUUGCGCACACUCUGUUGUGACAAGUGCAUGGCCAGUGUCAAGGCCAACGUUAUGGAGGUUAGCUAGUUUUCGCUUACGCUCCCCAUCAGCAACAAAUGCAAUUUCUCAUGGAGCUUAUUUAAUUAAUCUAAAUACUCUUCUGCGAUUACCCUGCAUCGUAUGAAAUAAAAUUUUAAAAAACAAAAUUGCUUAUACUUCAAUUUUGGAGCUGAACGGAAAAAAAUAAUUUGGAGCUGACCAAAAAAAAAUUGGGGAUGCAAGCAUAGGUGAAAAUUCUGUUGAGUUCUUAUUAGAGGAACAGAGUCUGAGCUCAAUAUUUUGAAAAUAAGUAUUUUCUGCACAGACUUCCUUUGUGUAAUGCAUUUUAAGAAACUGUAAAUUAUUUUCUACUUUUUAUCACGGGUUAAUUUGCCUUUGAUAGAAAGUUUUUUGUUUUUUAAAGUUUAAAUUUUAAACAAAUUAUAUUCUUCUUCUUAGUAUUAAAAUAGUAAUCUUUAAAUUAUGGACACAAGUAGAAUUGUUUACUUUUAAAAAAAUCAAAUGCUUACAAAAUCCCGGUGAAGUGGACUUAACACUUUACCUAGGCAUAAAACUAAAAAGUAGAUCUGAGCUCACCACCCAGUCGUUCACUUAAUGAAGCAGUUGCGGUCAACCACUAUAAUUGGAAUGUCAGUUUUAACCCGUCUCGGCUGACCCAGUAUAAUUUCAAGUUGUUCACCAGGUGAACACUGCAGGAGAAAUCUUAAAAUGUGUAAAAAUGCUCCACACACAUGUUGGAAAAAUGCGAGUAGAGAAAAAGUCUUUAAAACAUAUUUAUAACUAUAAUGAUUUUGCCGAAAAAGUUCUGAUGACUUGUCUGUUCACUUGUGCUUCAAUUUGACGCUGCUUUGACUUUGAUGUGUUAUUUUAUUUUUAAUUUUAAAAAUAAAAUUCAUUGAUAUUGUAGUCAUGUGCAUAGUACACUAAAGUGAGAAAUGUUAAAAAUAUUAUGUAGUUUCUUCAUUACGCAAACUGCUAGGUAAAGUUGUUGCAUUAUUGUUCUGUAAAGUUGUUGCAUUAUUGUUCUGUAAAGUUGUUGCAUCACUGCUGUUACUUUACAGAGCCAUCAGAUUCUAUGCCCUAAAGCGAUUGUGCUAUGUCCUUACUGUGGUCAGGAAACAGCUAAAGACCAGGUCAGUGCUUCCAAGUAUCAAAUUCUAUUCUCCAUUUUCUAUCUGGACCUUUCUUUCGACUUGUUAGAUUACUACUGCCUCCAUUAAUUUAAUGGACUUUUCUUACUUUUAUCACAAAAUGUUCUAGUGGCAAGUUUUUUCAGGAAUACAAAAUAUCUGACAGUGCUUAGUAAAAACUUAACAAUUUUCUAUGAAACUUCAAAACUACAAUGAGGCCUCGGAAUCCAAACUUAAUCCAUUCCAGAACCCCCAUUCGACUUCCAUGGGUUGAGUUCCUAGACGAUUUUUUUUUUCUAGAAGUAAUAGAAACUGGAUUAAUCCAUAAGAACUAUAAACUCUAUGGAUGCCAGUAAUUUUCUUCGAGUUCUCAAACCACUUCCUACUGGCUUUCAAUGCCUCCUUUUGACCUCUAGUGUCAGAAAUGCCUUUCACUAAAUCAGCGUUUCUAACAUGAUAUCGUCUUAGAAAUGACAUCACCAGCCAGCUGUUUUUCAUUAAUCCCAGCUAAGACUAAGAGGAGUUCUCUUUCCCAUCUCAUUCAUACUUUACGAUCUCCUAGUGGUCAGUGUCACCACACUCUUUUGCCACAUCAGCUGCUUUGUGGACUCUUUUUAUUUUUCAAUAUGUACAAUCGAUUUAGGCGUCCCAAACAUAGUAGCGGGAUAGCUGCACCUCACACAUGUACCGAUUUCAUGCUUGGUGAUAAGAUCUUUCUUAACUUCAAGUUUAGAUGUGACAGCCAUCAUCUUACUCUUAUUUUCCUCACCCGGGUGGGUGGGACUUGUUAACCUUGGAAGGAAACUCAUCCAAGAGAAUGCAAACUCGGCAAUGAAACCCAUAGAUGGAGUCCCAUAGGCAAUAUGACAUGAUGAAAAUUCAGACAACUCCUACGAUGUAUAACACUUAAAGAGCACAGUGAAAUACGCAAGACACACUGCUUGUCAUCUUACUACUUGGAUCAAAUAGGGAAGGAUGAGAGAGUGAGGCUGAUGAAUUGAGCGACUUUUUUCAACUUAAACAAAAUACGGCUCAAGUCAAGGCUACCACUCAAGCCAAGGCUACUUCUCAAGUCGAGGCUACUACUCAACUCAAGGCUACUACUCAAGCCGAGGCUACUACUCAAGUCGAGGCUACUACUCAAGCCAAGGCUACAACUCAAGUCAAGGCUACUAAUCAAGUCAAAGCUACUACUCAAGCCUUAGUCAUCUUCUUGUGUGAAGGAUAUACAAUAAUAACUUAAUUGACUACACUUUUUAUGAUCCCUGGGGAAUACACUAAGCUUUACACAUCCCCGGGUGGAUGGGACUUGUCAACCUUGGAUGGCAACUCAUCUAAGAGAAGGAAACUCUAAAAUCAAACCCGGAGAUGGAGUCACGAAAGGCGGAUAACAUUGGUACAAUGAAACAUUCCGACAACUCCUGCGACGUCACUGGUGCCAAGCGGUAUCAUCCAAUUGAUGUUCCCUUGGUUUCUCCAGCGGUGUGGAGAGAGGCGAUUUGCUGUUGGGAACCAGCUUAUAAUCCUUCAAGAAUAAUCCCAGGCCUUGUGGAUUUCGGCCCCCUAAGCCUACACCAUCUUCACUUUGUGACGGAUGGAUGCCAGCAACACUAAGCUUUUAUUAUAUUUUUCAAAAAUAACACAAAAAAAGGGAACAAGCCAUAAAAAUGGCAGCAAAAAUGAAAUGAGAUGGAUUCACAGCCGUUUCUGAUAACAAACUGAACAGGAAAUUUGUGAGCACAAUAAAAAACCAAAAACCAAAGAAUGUGCUGGGCAGUUGGAUUCCAAAGCAGCAUCCAGAUUUUGAGCAAAAAUUUUCUUGAGAUUUUUGUUCAGAUUCUAAGUUCUUUGAGUGCUUUGGUGUUCAGAUUCUAAGUUCUUAGAAUGCUCUGGUGUUCAGAUUCUAAGUUCUUUGAGUGCUCUGGUGUUCAGAUUCUAAGUUCUUUGAGUGCUUUGGUGUUCAGAUUCUAAGUUCUUAGAAUGCUCUGGUGUUCAGAUUCUAAGUUCUUUGAAUGCUCUGGUGUUCAGAUUCCAAGUUCUUUGAGUGCUUUGGUGUUCAGAUUCUAAGCUCUUAGAAUGCUCUGGUGUUCAGAUUCUAAGUUCUUUGAAUGCUCUGGUGUUCAGAUUCUAAGUUCUUUGAGUGCCUUGGUGUUCAGAUUCUAAGCUCUUAGAAUGCUCUGGUGUUCAGAUUCUAAGUUCUUUGAGUGCUCUGGUGUUCAGAUUCUAAGUUCUUUGAGUGCUCUGGUGUUCAGAUUCUAAGUUCUUUGAGUGCUCUGGUGUUCAGAUUCUAAGUUCUUUGAGUGCUCUGGUGUUCAGAUUCUAAGUUCUUUGAGUGCUCUGGUGUUCAGAUUCUAAGUUCUUUGAGUGCUCUGGUGUUCAGAUUCUAAGUUCUUUGAGUGCUCUGGUGUUCAGAUUCGGAGGCUUCACUGUAUGUCUUAUAUUUUCCAGCCUAAUUUGCUAACUGUUUUUAAUGUCAUUAAAAAGUAUCCGAGCACAGCAUGGGUUCAUUGAAGCACCUUUAUUGGUGCCAAAAAUAAGCAAAGUGUAAAUAAAUAUGUUUGAAUUCAUUGACUACCGUCACGUAACUGUCGUAAUUAUCAUGAUUUUUUUUUUCCUUUGUAUCGCUGGACUCUGAUUUAUUUUACACUCUGUUAAGUCACCAAAAAUGAAAUAAAUUGAUGGAUUGAUUCCUCUCUAAAAUUUUUUUUUUUUGCUUCUCCAAAUCUUCUUUGAUUUAGCUAAAUGCUCAUAAGCAGACUGAUUGCCAAAACAUCCAAAUCCAGUGUCCAUUUUAUCCAUUCGGAUGUGACCACACUGUAAGUAAAUAACAACCUCCUCUUCAUAAAAGUUUAUUACUAACAGUACUGUUAGAUGGGGUGGGGGUUCCUCAAUGUUGUCGCGCUUCUAGUGUGGUAGGGUAAAAUUUGAAUUAUUCACACAUUUUUGAAAAGGGUGUCAAACGUUAUCUGACACUCGGUGACAAUGCCCCAAAAUAGCCUGACAUCAUUUUUAAGAGACCUAUGGCCCCAGCCACAGAUGAAGCCCUGGAGGUGUCUUACAGCUUUUAAAUAAUUUAAACAUUCAUUUCAAGAUGUGUUAAGUUUUGAAAAAAAGAGACAGCCCAAUGAAUAACCCUCUGGCUCUAAAAGUUAAUUAAAAUGACUACAAGACUGGAGUUAUUAAGCUUUAAAGCCCCCAUUGUUUUGUGUGUUGUGUUUUUGUUUCAUCUUAACAGCUUAAAUUUUUAACCUAUUCAAUAUUACAUAUCAUUUUUAUUUUCCAAGUUAGAAUAUUUAGGACGUUAGAUUUUCAGUAAUUUUUGUGUGCUUUUUUGUGUGUUCUUAUGAUGCAAAUUAAAUAGUCAUGCGUUGAAAAUAUAUUAGUCUCACGUCACAUUAUCAAAAGGUGAUUAUUUUAGCCGUUGCCCAGUGACGGUAAGAAUUUCAGCACAAAAAAAAAAAAUGUGCUCAUUUAUAUAACAUCUAGAUUUAAAAUUUUGACCGAUUUAAUUCCAGAUGAUAAGGAGUAAGGAGAACGAACAUUUACAAGCUCAUGUACCUGCACACAUGAAACAGCUGUGCUGCGCCGUCACCAGUAUCGCACACCAGCUUGGCAUGCCAAGAAUCAACGUAGAAAAACAGAGCUCUUCCCCGCAGGAGGGUUUGACGGGAACCAUGAACACCCUGCUUCAAUUGUUUCACACCGGCUCCAACUCUGGGGCACUUGGCUUCUCAGAGGCCGCGCAAGAGCCCGGCAUCUCUUCUUCGGACGGCUCCCGUGCGACCCAUCAGCAGAUGGAACUUGCCUCAGGGCACAGGGGGAGAGGGCCAAGUCCUCACAGAAGUGAAGCAACAGUGCUUGAAGAAUAUAUUGAUGGAGACCAUCGAAUCUCCACAACAAUGUAUCCCUCUAGUCUUCCAUUGGAUCAAAAUGUGGCCGGCAAUAAUUCCAACUUUGUGCCUUUCCACUUCAGUGACCCGGGCGCUGGCCCACUUCUAAACUCUGUUCCUUCCUCGACCACCCGAACUAAAAAUCCUGUGUGUAGACUCAGCUACCAGUCCCACGCCACAUUGACCGGAGACUCCGCCAAUUGCCAAAUGAGGGAGUUUUAUCAGGAAGAUGAACUGUCGGGGUCAUCCAUGCUUUCUCAGGUCGUAAAACUAGUUCACGAACUCAGCUUAAGUUUUGAAGAAAAAACGGCUAUUCAGCAGCAACACAUUAAUGAGCUUCAACAGACGGUUGCCAACGUCCAGAAAAUCAACUCGGAUCUUGCAGGCAAAGUCAGAGAGUUGGAAUCACAGCUUCAGGACAAGGAAGGUAGGUUCUGCAAUGGGGUUUUGUACUGGAAAAUCCAAGAGUUCAGUCAGUACCAGAUGAAAGCCGUCUCGGGUGAGCCCAGCAUGCUGCACAGUCCCCCUUUCUACACCAGCCCGUGGGGCUACAAGAUGUGCAUCCGCGCCAACAUCACCACCAACAGCCCCGACGAUCCGGGCUACUAUCUGUCUCUCUUUGUCCAUUUUAUGCAGGGUCAUAAUGACACGUACCUGUCAUGGCCGUUUUCGGGUAAAAUUGUUUUGAGCAUCAUAGAUCAAAACCCAGACCAGACCAGCUGUAAUCACAUUACAGAGACUUUAAUUGCAAAACCCCACCUUGCGGCUUUUCAAAGGCCAACCACCCAUCGCAAUCACAAGGGUUUUGGCUACAUUGAGUUCCUGUCCUUGGGGUCUCUGAGGACACGCAACUACCUGAAAGACGACACAGUUGUAAUAAGGGCUGAAGUCACUCAAGACUGAUCCCCGCUCCCUUGUCUUUCCCACAAGUAGCAAGGACCCGAAAAUGAUUCAUUCAUUCGUUCAUCACACAUUAGAUAAAAACUUGAAAAAUACCUCGCUAAUCAAAGUACGAUAGCAAUGAUUCAAAUAUUUAUACACAUCAUUUGGAAUAUUUUAGGAAGUAAAUCCAUUGGUACGGCAUUAAUAUAUAUAUAUUUUUAGAUGAAUGUGGUAGAGUUUUUGUGUGUGUGUGUGUGUAUCUUGAUAUAACUUUCUGUAGUGUCAGGAUCAUAAAGUGCAAUACUCUUUGGUUCGAGAUUCAAUCUCUUAGGACCCUGGCCAUGGAACACGGUUUAGAGUAGGAGUUUGGGCAGAUAGCUUCCGAUCAUUGAGGAGGAGACUUUGCGUUGCCUUCCCCCUUGCCCAUUGAGUCAUUCGGACGGGACGUUUGGUUGGUCGGCUUGGCUUCCUCUCCGGAGAUGGUGUUGCGUUACCUCUCCCCACCGCCCAGGGAGUUGUACGGUCUGAAGUGCAAGUCGGCUUUUCUUCCUCUCCGGGGGAGGUCUUGAGCGUAACCUCCUCCCACCGUCUAAGGAGUUGUUCGCUCUAUGGGUUGGAACAGCUUUGCUUCCUCUCUGGGGGGAGGUGUUGCGUUACCUCUCCCCACCAUCCAGGGAGCAGUUCGGUCGGGACUAGCUCGGGAUGAAACGGUCACCUAGGAGCAGCUUUCUCAAGGUCGCAUGUUUUUAAUCCUGGACAAGGGUUUGCUUCCACCCAGGCCUCAUAUCCAUUAUCAGCAUCAUGUUAGCAGGCAACUCCCGUUGCGUUGGAAGUCAUGCGUUUGGCCGGGAUUUUUUAGCUUCAGGAGGAAACCUCCCUACUGGUCUGUCACGCCACGAAGAGGCGAAAUCCCAUGUAACACCACCGAGCAGUGAUGCUGAGCUUCGACCCCACAGUGCUCGGUCUCCACCCGAAGGGGUGUCAGGAUCAAAGAGUUCUAUUUCCUAACUGAGUGGUGAAGUGUUUCAUAGGCAUGGGUUCUUAUUGGUAUGGUAGAGACAAGUUUCUGUUGGAGUUGGAAAAUCCUCAUUGUCUGCCUUCCUGAAGGAGUUAUGUAAGAAACAUGGGAUUUUAAUACAUUUACUUUCAACACCUUCUCUUUUAGGAAUAGAUGUGUAAUGGAAGGAACAUUACACUGUCUAUUUAUUAAUAAUAGUUAAAAGAGUUGGAAAGUUCUUUUUUUUUCUUCUUUUCAAUACUUAUAUCUUUUUCUGAUUAAAUGUGACCAGAG
Molecule: messenger RNA, 12786 nt
Organism: Lymnaea stagnalis (great pond snail)
Lineage: Eukaryota; Metazoa; Mollusca; Gastropoda; Lymnaeidae
Source: the annotation of a GenBank genome assembly